Molecule: messenger RNA, 2920 nt
Organism: Westerdykella ornata
Lineage: Eukaryota; Fungi; Ascomycota; Dothideomycetes; Pleosporales; Sporormiaceae
Exons: 4
Coding region: 378-2624 (748 amino acids)
Biological process (GO): carbohydrate metabolic process
Source: RefSeq, a predicted model, not a curated record
UAUCGCGACAGAUCUAUAUAUUGUUACAGGGCUGACGACAUUUUGGUGCUAUUAAGAGAACGCCCAGCCAAUCAGACUUCGUCCAUUUUCGCCUUGAAUGCUAUGACGUUUUCUUAUGCCCCUCAUCAGUAGCUUGUCAUUCAUCUUAUUACUAUGUAGCUUCACCCUUUCACCUGUCACGAUAUGCCUAUCUCUUCAACCGGGAUAUGCCAAACCUUCUAUGAUCUAUGCCCCCGGUGCGUUUCCACUUAAAGGGACCAGCCUUGACCUCGACCCGGACCUCCAUUGCUGCAAUCACCAUCCGAAGAAGCUCUCGACCCGCCCCACGACCUCCCUGGCGAGCGCCUUUCCUACAGACGCACAUAAGAAUACUCAAUAUGGCCUCACGAGGCUUCACCUCACAAGCCUCUACCUCUUCCGGGGACGGCCUGAAGCUUGUGAACCGCCUCAAUGAGAGCAGAAGUCCAUAUGUCCGUGGACAUAUGAACAACCCCGUCGCCUGGCAACAAUGGGGACCUGAAGCCCUCGAGCUCGCAAAGAAGUCUGACAGGCUCAUUUUCCUCAGUAUUGGAUAUGCCGCCUGCCACUGGUGCCAUGUCAUGGAACGCGAAUCCUUUGAGAACCAGGAAGUGGCCGACAUACUUAAUUCCUCCUUCAUCCCCAUCAAGGUCGACCGUGAAGAACGUCCCGAUAUCGACCGCAUAUACAUGAACUUCGUACAGGCCACUACGGGCUCCGGAGGAUGGCCCCUGAAUGUCUUCAUCACUCCGGAUUUGGAACCCAUCUUUGGCGGAACAUAUUGGCCUGGUCCUGGUUCUACAAUGGCUGCGGGAGAUCACGUUGGCUUUGUCGGCAUCUUGAAGAAACUCAGGGAUAUAUGGCAGAAUCAAAGGCAGAAAUGUCUUGAGUCCGCCAAGGAUGUGACCUCGCAGUUGCGCCAGUUUGCUGAAGAGGGAACUGUCAGUCGAGAGGGCGGCGCCGAGCCAGAUGGUCUGGAUCUGGAAUUACUGGAAGAAGCGUAUGAGCACUACGCCAAGAAGUUUGAUAAGACGUACGGCGGCUUCCCUAGGGGUGCGCCGAAAUUUCCCACCCCAGCCAAUUUGGUUUUCCUAUUGAAGCUCAGCCAGUACCCCAGCAUUGUGAAGGACGUCGUUGGAGAGGAGGAAACGGAAAACGCGAAGACCAUGGUUUUGGAGACACUACGGGCAAUGAAUAGGGGCGGCAUUCAUGACCACGUCGGUAAUGGGUUCGCGAGAUAUUCCGUGACAAGGGACUGGAGCUUACCGCACUUCGAAAAGAUGCUUUAUGACCAAGCGCAGCUUUUACCCGUCUAUCUCGAUGCGUACCUCAUUUCCAGAAACCCAGAAUUCUUGGAGACCGUACACGACAUCGCGACGUAUCUCACUACCCCACCGCUUCAGGCCCCUACUGGCGGCUUUUAUUCUGCGGAGGAUGCCGACUCACUGUACCGCCCCACUGAUAAAGAGAAGCGCGAAGGUGCAUUCUACGUAUGGACGUGGAACGAAUUCCAAACGAUCUUGGGAGACCGCGAUGCUCCGAUUCUUGCUCGUUACUACAAUGUCAAAGAUGGGGGCAAUGUGAGCCGGGAGCACGAUGCGCAUGACGAGCUGAUCAACCAAAAUGUGCUGGCUAUCAGCACUAAUCUUGCAACAUUGGCAAAGGAGUUUGCACUUCCGGUGGAGGAGGUCGAGAAGAUCAUCGCCGACGGACGGGCCAAGCUACUGGACCACAGAAAUAAGGAGCGACCCCGGCCGGCCUUGGAUGACAAGAUUGUGGUCUCUUGGAAUGGUCUUGCGAUUGGCGCAUUAGCACGAGCACACGCCGCGCUCUCCUACGAAAGCCCUGGAAGUACAGACCGAUACCUUGAAGCCGCCGAGAAGGCGGCGGCUUUCAUCAAGAAAGAGCUAUACGACGCAACCAAUCAAACCCUUCUCCGGGUAUACAGGGAAGGGCCUGGGGAAACUCCAGGAUUCGCAGACGACUACGCCUUCCUCAUCUCCGGCCUCAUCGACCUUUACGAGGCAACAUUCAACGACGCCUAUCUGCAGUGGGCAGAUGAUCUCCAAAAGACCCAGAUCCGGCUGUUCUGGGAUCAGACGAAGUUGGGGUUCUUUUCGACACCGGAAAACCAAUCCGAUCUCAUCAUGCGCCUGAAAGACGGUAUGGACAACGCCGAACCCGGCACGAAUGGUGUGUCCGCCCGAAACCUGGACCGACUAGGCGCCCUGCUCGAAGACGAGGAGUACACCAGGAAGGCUCGAGACACGGCGUCCGCAUUCGAAGCUGAGAUCAUGCAGCAUCCAUUUCUCUAUUCGUCCAUGAUGGAUGUGGUCGUCGCCGGCAAACUCGGGCUUCGCCACUCCGUCAUCACCGGCCAAGGCGAGCGAGUAGACCGAUGGCUCAAGGAAUAUCGGACCAAACCCGCGGGACUGAGUGUCGUCAGCCGGGUUGGAAAAGGGCUGGGUGCGUGGUUAAAGGGAAGGAAUCCGUUGGUGGAGAGUAUGGACAGCGAGAAGGAAGGUGUUAUGGUGUGCGAGCUGGGAGCUUGCAGGGACGACUUGGACUUUGGAGUGGGAAACCUUGACCUUUCAGGUUCCAAGUAGGUGAUGGGUCGAGGCGACUGCAUUUUACUGGAGAUAUGGCGCAUGUGGGGAUUCGGUGAGUUUUGACGAUUCUGUAUCACUAGGUGGAGUUUGGAGGUCAUUCAUUCUCCCGGGGACUUGGGAGCAGGAAACUGUACCCUGUGCUUUCUGAAUAAAGAAAUGUUCUACGUUAUCGUCAGGGAUAGGCUCUCAUGUCUUCACAAUUACUACAAGGUAUUGAUUGAAAGGAUUCAUAACGAGUGGUUCCUUAGCGCUAUUACUCCCUACAAUCCUACCGUCUCGGAGACAGAAAAGAG